Molecule: messenger RNA, 1023 nt
Organism: Solanum pennellii
Lineage: Eukaryota; Viridiplantae; Streptophyta; Magnoliopsida; Solanales; Solanaceae
Product: lipid phosphate phosphatase epsilon 2, chloroplastic-like
Exons: 4
Coding region: 115-942 (275 amino acids)
Biological process (GO): lipid biosynthetic process; protein N-linked glycosylation
Cellular component (GO): intracellular membrane-bounded organelle; endoplasmic reticulum membrane
Molecular function (GO): dolichyldiphosphatase activity
Source: RefSeq, a predicted model, not a curated record
CAAAUCUAAUUUAAUUAGUUAGGAGGGUUAUGAAAAAUAAAAUUCCACUUGAUACACCUUCUAAUUCAAAUUACAUAUCUCAGCUCUUUAUUGAAGAAAAAAUCUGGUAGCAAAAUGGUUGUUGCAACUACCCUUGUAAAUGGAUCAAUACUAGUUAAUCAGCUUCAAUUUCGCAGACUCGAUAGAUUUUCCACUUUCAAAUUGGAUAUCUGUGGAAAAUUCAAGUUCAAAAAAUCCAUAUCGCAUUGUACACUAAUUCCCCCUAAAAUGAUGAUGGAUUCCGUCGAGAAUCGAGCUGCUGCUGCUGCCGGCGAUGAAGGAGUCAGUCUUGGAGGAUUAGAGAAAGAAGCUGUUGUUGAUGGAGCCAUGAAUUUUUCUUCCGAUGGAAUUCAAGCUUUUCUCAAUAGCAUGAGUAAGUGGCUGAUGGCUGCAGUUUAUGGUAUGAUCUUGCUGUGGAGGCAUGAUAUGGAAGCCCUGUGGGUUACUUCAGGUGGAUUUGUCAAUAUCUGUCUUUCAAUUGCACUGAAGGGGAUACUUAACCAUGAACGCCCCGUUUCAACAAUAAGAUCAGAUCCUGGGAUGCCUUCGUCACACGCGCAAUCUAUCUUCUACACAGUCGCAUUUUGUACCAUCUUAAUGAUUAAAUUUUUCGGGUUCAAUGAAAUAACUGCAGUCACUAGUACGCUUAUCUUUGCAAUGGGUUCUUACUUUUCAUGGCUACGAGUUUCGCAACGACUUCACACGCUAAACCAAGUAGCAGUGGGUGCAAUACUAGGAUUCUGUUUCUCUUUUUUCUGGUUCUGGCUAUGGGAUGCCAUAGUCAUGAAGGCAUUUAUAAACCACUAUUGGGUUCGGAUUGUAGCUGUUGUUGGUGCAGCUGGUUUUUGUGUUGGUUUUCUCCUAUAUGUGAUUCGAAAUUGGGUUAUUGAAGACCUACAUUGAUUCAAUAUAGUAUGUGUAAAGGUUAUUCGUAUAGCAAUUGAAAUAAUUAUGGUAUACAAAUAAAACAAUUUCUUUCUCAAA